Messenger RNA from Trematomus bernacchii (emerald rockcod), 555 nucleotides. Its product is annotated as dynein heavy chain 17, axonemal-like. Bases 151 to 555 code for a protein of 134 amino acids. The record is from RefSeq and is a predicted model, not a curated record. NCBI's taxonomy places the organism in Eukaryota, Metazoa, Chordata, Actinopteri, Perciformes, Nototheniidae. Gene Ontology annotation, cellular component: dynein complex. Gene Ontology annotation, molecular function: dynein light intermediate chain binding; dynein intermediate chain binding; minus-end-directed microtubule motor activity. Gene Ontology annotation, biological process: microtubule-based movement. The transcript has 3 exons.
GACCGCUACAUCUGAGCCAUUCACCACUUUGUGCCGGCUCAGCCAGCGGAUACAAGAUCAUCUGAUGUCCUGCAUAUCAACGUACGGAGGCCAAUGCUGCAGUAGGAGACUUUGGCUGACUAAAGGGUGCGUGUGGUGCUGGAGGAGAUCAUGGAGAAGCUCCCAGAGAAAUUCAACAUGGUGGAUCUGCUGGGGAGGGCGGAGGAGAGGACUCCCUACCAGGUGGUGGCGCUGCAGGAGUGUGAGCGCAUGAACAUUCUGACGCAGGAGAUCAGACGCUCCCUCCACCAGCUCAGCCUGGGACUCAAGGGAGAGUUAACCAUGACCGGUGGAACCUUCAGAAUGCUGUUUUUCUGGACAUUGUGCCAGACGGUUGGACGAAGCGGGCGUACCCCUCCAUGUGCGGCCCUGUGGUUCUCUGACCUGCUGCUCAGGAUCAAGGAGCUGGAGGCCUGGUCAGCAGACUUUGUCUUACCCUCUGUGGUGUGGCUGGCCGGCUUCUUUAACCCACAGUCCUUCCUCACUGCCAUCAUGCAGGCUAUGGCUCGAAGGUAG